AUGACAAACGAAGCAAAGACCGCCAGGCUAGAUGCCAAUCUGCUACAACAGUCUCUAACAACAAAUCCACGACCUCUACCUUCUUCAAGUUCCCUAGAGGUCAGAACACUCGAGUACCAUACUGAUCAUAUGAUCACUGUUUCCUGGAGUGUAUCUAUCGGCUGGUCUACCCCAUCACUCCAACCAUAUGGACCAAUUCCAAUCCUGCCGUCCGCAUCUGCAUUGAAUUACGCUACGGAAUGCUUCGAGGGGUUGAAAGUAUUUCGUGGUCAAGAUGGUCGGUUACGAUUAUUCAGAGCCAUCGAUAAUUGUGAAAGAAUGCGGAGCUCGGCUGCUCGUGUGGCAUUACCUGAUUUCGAGCCAAAGGAGCUUGAAAGAUUGAUCGUUGCUCUCUGUUCUCUCGAAGCGCCCAAAUGGUUACCGAAAGACGAUGGAGAGGCAGCCCUUUAUGUACGACCGGUCUUAAUGGGCACUGAUCCAGCUCUGGCCACUUUAAGACCUCGCUCGGCAAUCCUUCUCAUCUUCUUGACCGUCUUUCCCAAAGCCAUCGGCUCAAUCACAGGUCCAGAGCAACCACAGAAAGUGGCGACUCCACCGAGAAGAUCCAUGAAGUUGCUGGCYUCUGGGAAAGAACAAAGUCGUGCUUGGCCCGGAGGGUAUGGACAGCAUAAAUUGGGAGCUAACUAUGGAACGACGCUGGUGGUACAGGAGCAGACCAAGGCUCAGGGGUUCGAUCAGAUCCUCUGGCUUUUUGGAUCCGAAAGAUUCGUCACUGAAGCGGGAGCGAGCAACUUCUUCAUCGUGCUGCGUGCGGCAGACAAAACGUGGCAGCUCGUCACUGCACCCCUGGAAGGAGGUCUAAUCUUACCUGGGAUUACUCGAGCAAGUGUCCUGCAGCUGGCCAGAGAGAGACUACAGGAAACGGUCGGUGAUGGCGUGCGAAUCGAUGUCGUCGAAAGGGACUUCACCAUGAGUGAAGUCCUCGAGGCCCACGAGAAGGGGAACGUUGUUGAGGCGUUCGUAACAGGAACUGCGUUGUUUGUGACGCCAGUGGGCACAAUUCACUUCGAAGGAAGAGACGUCGAAAUUAACUGUGACCCCGUGGAUGGAGUGCUGUGUUCUCAGCUGGUCCGAGGCUGGCUGAUCGGCAUCAUGAACGGCAAGGAACCUCAUGAAUGGGCGCCGGUGGUUGAUGAAGUAUAG
This is a messenger RNA of Ramularia collo-cygni, 1203 nucleotides long. RefSeq names its product related to branched-chain amino acid aminotransferase, cytosolic. The transcript has a single exon. Gene Ontology annotation, molecular function: branched-chain-amino-acid:2-oxoglutarate transaminase activity. Gene Ontology annotation, biological process: L-valine biosynthetic process; L-leucine biosynthetic process. NCBI's taxonomy places the organism in Eukaryota, Fungi, Ascomycota, Dothideomycetes, Mycosphaerellales, Mycosphaerellaceae. Gene Ontology annotation, cellular component: mitochondrion. Bases 1 to 1203 code for a protein of 400 amino acids. The record is from RefSeq and is a predicted model, not a curated record.